CAAAAGAAACGAAAAAUGGCUCCGAAGAAAAAGCAGACCACGACGAAGCAGAGCAGCAGCAAGUCUAAAACGACGUCGUCGGCACCGAGGCUCCAGAUUUCGGCCGAUAACGAGAACCGGGUCCGCCGGCUCCUGCUCAACUCGGGGCGGUCCAACGCCCCGGCGGCUCCGGUCGACGAGUCUCUUUCCAAGGCUCAGAAGACGAAGAAGCUCAAAGCCGUGUACGAGAAGCUUUCCUGCGAAGGCUUCACGAACGAUCAAAUCGAACUCGCUCUUUCUGCUCUCAAGGAGGGUGCUACAUUUGAGAAUGCUGUGGACUGGUUGUGCUUAAAUUUGACUAGUAAUCAGCUGCCACUGAAGUUUUCUACUGGAACUUCUCUGCACACAAGUGAAGGUGGUUCUGUUGGCGUCAUAUUGACUUCUCGGGAUGACUGGACUCCCUCGGUGGAUACACAUACCAAGAUUGAUGAGGAUGCACCGAGAAUUGCUAUUAGAACCAAGGGACAUCGGGAUGAUAAGACUCUUGAUUUGUUUCAACCGUCUCAGGCAGAUUGGAUCAAACGAUAUGUCGAGCAACAACAAGAGGAUGAGUCCACAACUUGGGAGGAUGAUGCCGAUGAGGCUUUGACUGAGAAGGUUCUUAAACCAAGGUCUUAUGAUCUUAUUGCCAAAGAGUAUCAUGCUGCACGAUUGGAAGCUGCAAAAGCCAAGCAAAACCGGGACAAGCAAAGCCAGGAACGGGCAGGCAGCAUCAUCCGCAAUCUCAAGCAAGAGUUAUCUGCACUAGGGUUAUCAGACGACAUAUUGGCAUCAGAAUUUGCAAAGGAACAAGGUUCUGCUCCUUCUGAGGACACAUAUGAUAGUCCUUGUAAGCAGUCUGAAGGAGGCUUUGCUGAUGAUUUAAUAGCUGACGAAAGUGAUACAGAGCACAGUGGCUCUAUUCAUUCUCCAGUCAAUUCUACUCCAAGUGUACCUGUCCAAGGAAAGAUUGUUGCAGAAGAAGAGUCAACAGAUGUGGAGAUUGGUAAUUUCUUCUUAGAAGAUGGGCCAUCUGCAGAUGUUCCACCUCCUGAAAUUUUGGAACUACAGAAGAAAGAAAGGAUGAGGGAAAUGUCUAGCGAGAAAAAUUUGGAGAAAUUAGAUGGUAUUUGGAAGAAGGGGGACUCUCGAAAGAUUCCCAAGGCUAUUCUUCAUCAGUUAUGUCAAAGAUCCGGAUGGGAAGCUCCAAAGUUUAAUAAAGUGAAUGGAAAGCAAAAUAAUCUCUCUUAUACUGUCAGCGUUUUGCGUAAAGCUAGUGGGAGAGGUAAAAGCAGAAAGGCUGGGGGCUUGGUCACCCUUCAGCUUCCUGAACAGCAUGUAACUUUUGAUUCAACUGAGGAUGCACAAAAUAGAGUGGCAGCAUUUGCUCUUUGUCAACUGUUUCCUGAUCUCCCAGUUCACCUACUAAUUAUUGAGCCUUAUGCUUCUCUAGUCAUUCAAUGGAUGGAAGGGGAAUCAUCAACGAAUGUGGAAGAUAGUGAGGAAGAUCGAAGAGCUGCUUUUGUGGACUCACUUUUGAGAGUUGAUGGUUCUGCUUCAACUUCUGCUGCUAAUGUUACGAAUGAUAUUGCUCCAGACAAGGCUCAAGAACUCCAUAUUGAACAACCUAUAAGUGCAGGUGUUGCUUAUGUUGAUUUAGCAGCUCAAAGAGUACAUCGUCUCAAGGAAGUGGAGAGCACUUAUUUGAGACAAGAACUGGAGAAUAAAGUGAAAAAUCCAAAAUUCAAGGACAUGUUGAAAACUAGAGCUGCACUUCCCAUUGCUGGUUUGAAGGGUGAUAUACUGCAACUGCUGAGUGAGAAUAAUGUUCUAGUUGUUUGUGGUGAAACAGGUUCUGGAAAAACAACCCAGGUUCCGCAAUUCAUAUUGGAUGACAUGAUCAAAUCGGGACAUGGUGGAGAUUGUAACAUUAUAUGCACACAACCAAGGAGAAUAGCGGCUAUCUCUGUGGCUGAAAGAGUUUCUGAUGAGCGCUGUGAACCUUCACCUGGUUCAAAAGGUUCUUUGGUUGGUUAUCAAGUUCGUCUCGAUAGUGCAAGCAAUGACAAGACUAAGCUUCUCUUUUGUACGACGGGCAUUCUUCUGAGAAAAUUUGUGGGGGAUAAAAACUUGACAGGAGUUACUCAUGUCAUAGUUGAUGAAGUACAUGAGCGGUCUCUUUUGGGUGAUUUCCUGCUCAUAGUGUUGAAGAAUCUGAUUGAGAAGCAAUCAGCUCUUAACACACCAAAACUGAAGGUUAUUCUGAUGUCUGCAACUGUUGAUUCAAAUUUGUUUUCGAGAUACUUUGGUAAUUGCCCAGUGAUUACUGCAGAAGGAAGAACACAUCCUGUCACAACAUACUAUCUUGAGGAUAUCUAUGAAAGCAUAGAUUAUCGGAUUGCUUCAGACUCUCCAGCUUCCAUGAGAUAUGGAGCUUUGACCAAAGAAAAGGCUGGUCCUGUAAACAACCGCAGGGGAAAGAAGAAUCUUGUUUUAUCUGGUUGGGGUGAUGAUUCUCUGCUCUCUGAAGAAACUGUAAAUCCGUAUUAUGUACCGGAUAGUUAUCAAUCGUACAAAGAGCAAACUCGACAAAACUUGCAAAGAGUGAAUGAAGAUGUCAUUGAUUAUGACCUUCUUGAAGACCUGGUAUGCCAUGUUGAUGAAACUUGCAAUGAGGGAGCCAUACUUGUCUUCUUGCCUGGAGUAUCUGAAAUAUACACUUUAGUUGAUAAGCUAUCUGCUUCAUAUCGAUUUGGUGGACCAGCUUCUGAUUGGAUUCUUCCACUACAUUCUUCUGUUGCAUCAACUGAUCAAAAGAAGGUGUUUUUACGGGCUCCUGAGAACAUACGGAAGGUCAUUGUAGCUACAAACAUUGCUGAGACCAGCAUAACAAUAGAUGAUGUGGUAUAUGUUAUAGACUGUGGAAAGCAUAAGGAGAAUCGUUAUAAUCCACAAAAGAAAUUGUCAAGCAUGGUCGAAGAUUGGAUAUCCAGAGCAAAUGCAAGGCAACGGCGAGGAAGAGCUGGACGUGUGAAACCUGGAAUUUGUUUUUGCUUGUAUACACGUUAUCGAUUUGAAAAGCUCAUGCGGCCUUUUCAGGUUCCGGAGAUGCUUCGAAUGCCAUUAGUAGAGUUGUGUUUACAAAUUAAGUUGCUUUCUCUGGGUUACAUAAAGUCAUUUUUAUCCGAGGCUUUAGAACCUCCAAGGGAAGAGGCUAUGACCUCAUCAAUUAAGUUAUUGUAUGAGGUUGGUGCUCUUGAAGCAGAUGAAGAGUUGACUCCUCUUGGGCAUCAUCUGGCAAAACUUCCUGUUGAUGUAUUGAUUGGGAAGAUGAUGUUAUAUGGGGGAAUAUUUGGUUGCUUGUCGCCGAUUCUCUCAAUUGCAGCAUUCUUGAGCUAUAAAUCUCCAUUUAUCUAUCCCAAAGACGAGAGACAAAAUGUUGAAAGAGCUAAAUUGGCACUCUUGACUGGCAAGCUAGACGGUCCAAGUGAAUCAAAUGAUAGUGACAGGCAAUCAGACCAUCUUAUAAUGAUGAAUGCUUACAGUAAAUGGGAAAAGAUUCUACGUGAGAAAGGCGUCAAAGCUGCUCAAAAUUUUUGCAAUUCAUACUUCUUGAGCAGUUCUGUCAUGUACAUGAUAAGAGACAUGAGGAUACAGUUUGGGACUCUGCUAGCAGAUAUUGGGCUCAUUGACCUUCCGAAAAAAAAUCAGGUUGAUGGGAGAAAGAAAGAGAAUCUUGAUACUUGGUUCUCGGAUGCAUCACAACCAUUCAAUAUGUAUUCAAACCAUUCAUCAAUUGUAAAGGCAAUAUUAUGUGCAGGUUUAUAUCCUAAUGUUGCAGCCACAGAGAAAGGCAUUGCUGAAGCAACUCUCAGUAACCUUAAACAAUCUGCCGGUCUAGCAACCAAGGAACGGCCAAUCUGGUUUGAUGGAAGAAGAGAAGUUAGCAUACACCCUUCUUCUAUCAACAGUAAUUUAAAAGAAUUUCGGUACCCCUUCCUCAUCUUCCUCGAAAAGGUCGAAACCAACAAAGUGUUUCUCCGAGAUACUACAGUCAUUUCUCCCAACUCUAUUUUGCUGUUUGGUGGUGCCAUCAAUAUCCAGCAUCAGACGGGACUUGUUAUCGUUGAUGGAUGGUUAAAACUGACGGCGCCAGCACAAACCGCUGUUCUGUUCAAGGAACUCCGUUUAACUCUUCAUUCCGUUCUGAAGGAAUUGAUAAGAAAGCCAGAGAAUUCCACUGUUGCUCAUAAUGAGGUUUUAAGGUCGAUUAUCCAUUUGUUGUUAGAAGAAGACAGGCCCCCACAAUAGUAUAUUAGCAUCAAAGGAGCUUGCUGCUGACUGUUAUCAAACUGACAAGUUAACCACAUUUGGGAGGUUCAUUCUGUAUUAGAGCAUACUUCCCAACCUAUUCAGCAGGUUCGGGCUGAGUAUCGUGCUCAAGAGUCACAAAGACGAGGAACGUCGCCAUCAAAUUUGGCAAAUGAUUAAGCAUUGCUCUUCUUAGCAGAGGCGAUUUGAAUUUUGUUCCCCGUUCUCUAUAACGUAUUCAAUGUGAUGCUGUUGUGGCUGCAGUCGACAGACAAUGCUGUAUGUAGGAUGACUUAUGACUAAUUACUGUUGAAUUUAAGAUAAUUUGCUUCAUAAACUUUUACCACUUCUUCCCCAAGAUGCUUGUCCACUGUACUUUGUACACCGAUUGCUUCCAUAGUAGUUGUUUUCGGGUGCAUGUAAAUGUGGAUUUUUGAACUUGGAGAGCAAGAUGUUCGAAACCCGAAAGCGCAGUUGAAGCUGUGGAAAUAGUAAACUGUGAAAAGGUCACGGAGCGGGUCUAAUAGUUCUCUUAAAAAAUAUGUUGUAGUAACAUCUAUUAAACGUGAAUACAUAUGUACUUGAGUAUGUGCACUGGAUAUUAAAAUUUUGGUAGACGUGCAACUUUAUGAAUUA
Messenger RNA from Pyrus x bretschneideri (Chinese white pear), 4965 nucleotides. Its product is annotated as DExH-box ATP-dependent RNA helicase DExH7, chloroplastic. NCBI's taxonomy places the organism in Eukaryota, Viridiplantae, Streptophyta, Magnoliopsida, Rosales, Rosaceae. The transcript is spliced from 36 exons. The record is from RefSeq and is a predicted model, not a curated record. The coding region runs from base 16 to 4329 and encodes 1437 amino acids. Gene Ontology annotation, molecular function: RNA binding; ATP binding. Gene Ontology annotation, cellular component: intracellular anatomical structure.